Messenger RNA from Paramecium primaurelia, 593 nucleotides. NCBI's taxonomy places the organism in Eukaryota, Ciliophora, Oligohymenophorea, Peniculida, Parameciidae. The record is from the annotation of a GenBank genome assembly.
AAAUAAAUGGGCUUUAGGUAUGUAAUCAGCUUUUAGAGAAUACUUUGCUUAUAGGACAUAAAUGAAAGGAGAAAUUGAAUUGAAUUUGGCAAGUGAUAUAAGAAUCAAAGCAUGGUUAAAUUGUUUUGAUUGUCCAGAUACAAUAAGGGCAGUAGCAUAAUUUUGGAAUGAAUUUAUAGAGUAAGACUAAUAAAAUAUAUAUUUUAUAGACCUAAAGUGAAUGAUCAUUAAUUUUUAUUAAAAGCUGUAUCAAAAAUGGCAGAUUCUUUAUAUUUAAUGUUUAAGAAUACAGAAUUCAAAUUUUCAGCUGGAGAUCCUACAGGUCGAAUUGAUCAUGAUAUGGUUUUACUUAAAAAGAGAUAAUAAUUGAUUGCUGAUGCUAUUUUAGAUAUGAAAACUAAUUUAGGUAUUGGUAAUCAAUAAUAGUAUAAAUUAUUACUAAUUAUUAAAUUAGAAAAAAGUAAUAGACAGUAAUUAGUUUGGAACCAUUAAAUAUUGAGGAAAUGAUGGAUUUAGAAAAUGAUUAAGAUUUAUAAGCAAUAGAAAGAUUUUUGAAUAAGAAAAAACCAAAAAAAUAACAAUAAUAGUAAUGA